Verruconis gallopava is the source of this 2794-nucleotide messenger RNA. RefSeq lists its product as uncharacterized. The coding region runs from base 204 to 1640 and encodes 478 amino acids. The transcript is spliced from 3 exons. NCBI's taxonomy places the organism in Eukaryota, Fungi, Ascomycota, Dothideomycetes, Venturiales, Sympoventuriaceae. The record is from RefSeq and is a predicted model, not a curated record.
AACGACCUGAGUUUAUUCACGAAAAGCAUUUUGACACAAUUCCAACGUCAGCACGAACAGAUCGGGGCGGGCCGCAGACCACGAACUUUUGAAAGAUGCCCCCGCUUUCGGCACGCGAUGGCAUCCACUUGUGAUCUCAACAUCUCACAGAUCCUUUGCUCGCAUGCAUCAGUUACCAUGCGAUCUUUACUGCUCUGUACAGCAUGACGAGCGCCAUGGGAGCUGCAACCGAAUCCGGUAUAAUUAAUACUUCCCCUCCAAAGACCCCUCAAUGGCCUGCUCACAACGCACCACGCGUGUGGUUCCUUACAGACGGCCUCUCUCCGAUAGCAAUAUCUCUGUCGCGUCAUUUGUUAGAGCACGGUGACUAUGUCGUUGCAGCUAUUCUCCAACAGGAAUAUGACACACCGAGGUCAGAAGAGCUGAGGGAAUUUUUGCGCGAGGUCGCGAGCGACGGCACAAAUCGCAGAGUUGGCGAUGAUGUCGAACCGGAAGAUGAUCAGCAGGGCGACGCAGACUAUGAAGAGAAUGGCGAGGCGCGAGAAUUUUGUGAAGAGCCAAAUGACGGCAGUGCGGGCGAUGGGAAUACAAACAACAGAAGAAACGAAAAGUCGAGGACGCCGAGGAAGAGAUGGCGCGACCGCUUCAAAAUUGUAGGCAUGGACGGAAGGAAUGUCGGCCAAUGUCAAUCCGCCAUCGCAGACGCACUUGCUGCUUUCCAACGAAUCGACAUUUUGCUCAUUUGCCGUUCAGAGGCGCUAAUAGGCACAAUCGAAGAGUUAGACCAAUCGUAUAGAGCGCAAUGCCUUGUCAGAGACCAAUUCGAGACGAACUUCUUUGCACCUGUGAAUAUUAUACGUGCGCUUCUUCCAAGCAUGCGCGAAAAGAGAAAUGGGCAUAUCGUAGUAUUAACGGGUAUCUCCGCACACCUUGGAACACCUGGACUUGCCAUGUACUGCUCCUCCCAGUGGGCCCUAGAGGGCUACUGCGACUCUCUAUCUUACGAGAUUGCCCCUUUCAAUAUUAAAAUGACCAUUGUGCAACCAAACCUAGAAAUUCCUGUUUUAACAAACAAGAUCACAUCGGUACCACCGAUGGCGGAGUAUUCUCCGGAUGCUAACGGAGCACCGUUAAGCAGAGAGAUUCUAUCAGCUAUUCUGGACAAACUGGAGGGAGACAUCCCGCCACUUCCCACAGCCUUUGAGACGGAAACCCCAAGCACAGGGAUAAUAAAUCAAAAUGAUUUCACCAGUCCAGCCGCAAGUGCAAUGACGGCGUCCACCCCACUCGGUUGUGAUGAUUCCAUCUCCUCUCCAUUGGGAGCAACAGAUCGGCCAUCGUCUACUGGCCUUACCCAAGGCGAUCUCUUACAUGCCACUACGGUGACUUCUCUUUUCCCAAAUCUACCACCCUCCAUGAAGUCCCCCCUCGUUUCGGAGACAGUUUUCGCCAUCGCCGCAAUCGGAGGCCAUGACAAUCCACCUAGCAGGCAUAUCGUUGGACACGAGGGCGUAGCAAGUGUAAAGGAGAAGUUAAAAACUAUUAGCGAGGAACUGGAAGACUUUUUGGGCGUCAGCGGAGCCGUCGAUAUUGGAGUUGACCCUGUGGGGAUAGCUCAGAGUGGUGAAGUCGAUCGGUGAAUUCGCGAAUAAAUUGCGAAUACUCAGCUAAAUAAAUGGAUGCUUUUGUUUGUCUUCCAACGAGCAAUCGAACUCAGCGAUACUCCAUUGGAAGUCGUCCACAAACUAUCUAUUCGAUUUGGACAGUCUCAAGUGGCAAAGCAGAUAGGGCAGGAAGGUCACUGGAACAGACGGCACCUAUGCGCCUGAACAACAUCGGAUGUUCAGGACUUCUUCCGAGAACGAUUCCAUACAGCCGCAUCGUUUCUAACUCAAAGAAGUCUUGGCUUUCUACAGUCUCAUCUGUUGAAAAGCACCAAAAACAAUACACAGCAUCAGAAAAGCUACUGGCCAGAGAAGAUGCCCUUGUGAUCACGCUGACAACUGAACCGCCUAAAUGACGGGUCUGCGUUUGCUCAAGUGCAGUGUCAGCAAAAAAGAGCAAUUGCUAACUAUGAUUCAAAGGCUCGAGAGCAAAUUCUGGCAUUCCGUUCUCAUCCAGUCUUUCGAUACAUUCGAGUUUCGAUUCUUCGAAUGGCGCUUUUACUUCAAGUAUUGUAGCUCUUAGCUCCCCAAAAGGACUGACCUAAGGUUUUCCGCCAACGAAUCCUAUAGCACUGCAAAGAAUAUCUACUUUGGUGGUAGUUUCAUCUAUGGUAUCCAAUGGGAAGGCAAUUCCUCCAUGAAAGGAAGCCCAGGAUCACGUGGGCGCUUGGAACAUAGCAGGAGGUUCGUCGAGUUUUACCCAACCCAAACUUGACCCAGGCUAGGUCAACAUCGAUUGUCUUCCACCACAUUCCCGAAAAUGUAAUCGGAAUCAUCGUGUGAUUUCAGGUGAGAGAAGUCUCCUACAGAUGGGAGAUGUAAAGAAGCUUGGGAGUAGGAUAAGAUAGUUAGGAUAAGGGUAUAUUAAGAUAGAAUAAAUAGGGAAGGUAAUGUUACGAAGUAACAUAGGAAUCACGUGAGAUGAUCAUACUGAUCAUGAAUGAUCAGGAUGAUCAGGCUGCAUAAACUAAGGAACUAUGAUUUGUCAAUGGGUUCCUGACGAAUUAAAGAUACAAGAAGUGAUCAGUUUGAUCAUAAGUGAUCAGGGUGAUCACUCAAUCUCGUCUUCUAUAAAAGAAGGUAUUUCCCCAGUCGCUACGGAAGUCGUAAUUCAACUGUCUAGUUUAUGU